AUGCCCUGGCCGUUCCCGGAGAAACCGUGGUCACGGCUGCAUGUGGACAAUGCCGGUCCUUACAUGAACACCUAUUUUUUUAUCGCAGUCGAUGCGUUUUCGAAGUGGAUUGAAGUGUUCCCGGUCUCUAUACCCUCGGCUGAAGCAACUAUUUCCUGCAUGCGCAUUAUGUUCGCAAACCAAGGCCUUCCAGAUGUGGUCGUGUCGGAUAAUGGGCCAGCAUUUACCAGUGAGCUUUACUCCACAUUCCUCAAGAAAAACGGGGUGAGGCAAAUGCUGGUGCCGCCGUAUCAUCCAGCGUCAAACGGUGCUACAGAGCGGGCCGUGCAGACUGUCAAAAACAAGUUGUGGAAGGCUGGCCCUGGAGAUUUUCGCACUCAAAUUGCCCGCAUGCUCCUGACAUACAGGUCAACGCCUCACGAGGUCACGGGUUGCUGUCCGUCGGAGCUGUUGUUGGGGCGGAAGCUGAGGACUGCGUUGGACCUGCUACACCCAGACCUCAAGACCAAGGUGCUACAGAAGCAACUUAAGCAGAAAAUCAGAUGCGACCGAGGAACAAGACCCAGGGUUUUGGGCCACCCGGGUGACCAGGUGUUCGCAAGGAACUUCCGUCCAGGACCUGCGUGGCUCCCUGUAGUCGUCACCGAACAACGCACUUCGUCUAUGGAUCUUCUACUGGAAGACAGACGACGGUUAACUCGACAUCUGGAUCUCACCCGCCAGGCCCCUGAGGAACUGAGUGCAAACAACCAAAGGUCAGGCAGCCCGAUAUCUAACGGUAUUGCUCCAAGCUUGGACGUGGGUCAGACGCAGCUAACUGGUCUUGCUCCAGGCUUGGACGUAGGUCAGAGGCAGCAGCUAUCUCCGGAUCAUCUUCACGACACAGAGUCUAGGCAAGAUCCCAGGGAAAACGUGGCGAGGGAACCGGAACUUGCUGUCACAGCACCCAGUACUCCUGUCCUGCGUCGAAGUACCAGAAUUCGACGACCAGUAUCGUGCUACGCACCUUAA
Molecule: messenger RNA, 1011 nt
Organism: Rhipicephalus microplus (southern cattle tick)
Lineage: Eukaryota; Metazoa; Arthropoda; Arachnida; Ixodida; Ixodidae
Source: RefSeq, a predicted model, not a curated record